Molecule: messenger RNA, 423 nt
Organism: Plasmodium malariae
Lineage: Eukaryota; Apicomplexa; Aconoidasida; Haemosporida; Plasmodiidae
Product: conserved Plasmodium protein, unknown function
Exons: 2
Coding region: 1-423 (140 amino acids)
Source: RefSeq, a predicted model, not a curated record
AUGAAGUAUUUAAAAGUAUUAAUUUUUGUAACAUUUUUCUUCUUUGUUUUUAACCAAGAAAUAAAUGCUUUAAAAGAAAGAAAGGAGAAAAAUAUAUUACCAAAUUACGAUGAUCUGUUUAUAAGUGACAGUAAUUAUAGUACAAUUUUAUCGGAGUUUUUUGAAGACAUUAAUGAUUUGAAUAAAUCUCUUUUACGUAUGAUUAAAAUUACACAGAGUAAAUUUAAAAAAAUUGAAAAAUCAAAAAGUAGACUUCGGGAUAAAUGUUAUUUAUUAGCAUAUGCAUUAGGUUUACACAUUAUAAAAAUUGGUACACCCAUAACAAUGAAAUAUGCAUUUCAACAAAUGAAGAUGUAUUUUAGGAAAGUGGGUAGAGCAAAGGAUAAGAAUUUACAAUACAUUAAAUUAUUGUUUAGUCCUUAG